CUCAUAGGUUUUUUAAACAGUCUGUUAUUUUCUAUAUAUGGUGUUCCCUCAUCCACCACAAUGGAAGGCAAUAAGUAGUUCAGACCAGGGUGGAUACUGCUUUUAUCUACUAACUUAACUACUCAACAACCGGCAGGAAAUAUAAUACAUCUCGUCGACUAGGUGGUGAGCACAUCCAACACUUCUAUUGUUUGCCACCAACGUUACAUCCAACUCGACCCUAACUUAAUGAAUUGCCUGCACACGGGAUGAUGAAAUCUGAACCUUUAAAUAUGAAACUGAGAAAAAUAUAGCCAGAGAUGGGAGUUUCGCUCAGGUAUGAACCAACGUCUAUCAGAGCCGCCUGAGACUUCCGAGUUUGGAAACGAAACCAGGCUGCCAGACUUGUUACGCGCUCAAAUCAGGACAUUUUAAGUUACAGUCGUCGUUUGGAGGGAAGAUUUCCUGACAGUCUGAUUCAGCAUGUCAGCCAUAGACACGGUGAGACGUAAUAAAACAGUCAUUCAGGAGAUUUUGUGCGGAGACCGCAGGCUAAUCCUCAACAAAGUUCGUGAAAGAAGCCUGAUAACAAAACGUGAGUACAACAACCUUAAAAGUAUCAACAAAGAAGAUGAAGAGGGGCACGUCGUUGAGCUUGUGGAUAAGAUAAUGAAUAAAGGAGAGGACACGUGCCAAGGCUUCCUGGACCUCCUUCAAACUGAUGAGGACAUUAAAUCAACUUACCCAGAGCUGAAGAAAAUACAUUUGAAGGCCCCCUGCCUUUUAUCAAAACCUAUCCAAGCUUGUUCAAGUGAAAUCAACAUAGAUGAGAGCCAGAGAGGAAAGGAGGACAAUCAGUAUCCGUUGAACAGCGAGCCUACCGGCCUCUGUGUGAUCAUAAACAAUGAGAAUUUCACACAAAGCACAACGAGAAGUGGAACCGACAAAGAUACUCAAAGUUUGGCAGAGGUGUUCAGUUGGCUGGGGUUCAGAGUGCUGAUGUGUAAAGACCUAACCAAGGACCAGAUGGAUCGGGCACUGAAAUGCUUUGCUUCUGUGAGCAGCCUCUCACAGCUACAGGAGUUCAGUGUUAAGGAGUGGAACAGUAUCGGAUUCACUGAUCUUCAGGCGGCUCCUAAGCAUGGCGAUGCCUUUAUCUGCUGUAUUCUGAGUCACGGAGAAAAGGGUGCAGUCUUGGGCUGUGAUGGGCAGGCCCUCUCCAUUAAACAAAUAACCCAAACUUUCAAAGCGUCUGACCAGUCAACCCUCACCGGCAAGCCAAAAGUGUUCCUUAUCCAGGCCUGCCAAGGAAGCCAGCGACAGGCUAGAGUGUUAUUCGAAGAUCUACAGGCUGAUGGUUAUUCACUGUCCAUCCCUGAGGAAGCUGAUGUUCUGGUUGCCAUUGCCACUGUUGAAGACUGCGUAUCAUUUAGACACAUAAAACAUGGAAGCUGGUUUAUCCAGUCUGUGUGUCAGCACCUAAAGGAGGGCUGUCCGAGGGGUGAAGACAUCACCACCAUCCUCCACCGCGUGAAUAAUGAAGUAGCCCAGAAAGAGACAGCCAUUGCACGUGGAAUUGCAAAGCAGAUGCCUGAAGUUAGGUUCACCCUGAGGAAGAACCUUGUGUUGUCACCACAUUGAAAAUGAAGCUUUUUUUAAUCAUUACACAUCACACAUCAUUGUCUUUUAUAUCAAUUUUAUAUCACAUAUUUUUGUCGCUGAGUAAACCUGUUUUUGUUGUGGGUCCAGAUUAACAUAAAGUUAAGGGAGUUUAUGUUAAACUGUUAUGUCCUUUACCUGAGCUUCUACAAACAAAAGCCCUAAAUGCAAAUACUGGUUACAUUGACAUAGCAAAUUAGUUCCUAAUAUAAAAGGAAUUUUUAUUGCCUAUGCAUAUGUAUACUUAGGUUUGAACACUGUUCCUAAAGAAAUAUUUUUUGCCUUUAAGUAAGUUAUUCCUCUUUUUAUAUUCAAACACAACCAGUAAAGCUUUAGUACAUUUAUGAAAAAUGUAAAAUAGAUGCAAAAGAGAUUGUAACCAAAAAGUGCAUGCUAAAGAGAAAAACCAUUUGAGGACUGUAGUUAAAAAGAGCCAUCUGCCUAUGAAUGUGUGUUGCCCUUAUUAAUAAAGAUCUGAAAUGAAA
This is a messenger RNA of Micropterus salmoides (largemouth bass), 2123 nucleotides long. RefSeq names its product caspase-8-like. Gene Ontology annotation, biological process: proteolysis; regulation of apoptotic process. The transcript has 6 exons. Gene Ontology annotation, molecular function: cysteine-type endopeptidase activity. Bases 463 to 1620 code for a protein of 385 amino acids. The record is from RefSeq and is a predicted model, not a curated record. Lineage: Eukaryota; Metazoa; Chordata; Actinopteri; Centrarchiformes; Centrarchidae.